AUGGACUCUUUUAGCAGUUCACAGGGGUUUGUAAACCUCUUGACAAGUCAAGAGGAACAGACAUUCUGUUUUUCACAAUCUCAAGACCUUGGAUCACAUGAAGUUCCAAGGUUUAGCAGCCAAGUACCUGAUCAGCGAAAUGUGAAAGAGAGGAGGAAGUGGUCUCCUGUGGAGGAUGUGGCGUUGAUAAGCGCCUGGUUGAACACUUCUAAAGAUCCAAUCAUCAGCAAUGAACAAAAAGUAGAUGCUUUUUGGAAAAGAAUAACCACCUACUUCAACUCUUCUAAACAGCUGGUUAAUGAGCAAGAUAGAGAGUCUGGUCAGCUGAAGCAGAGGUGGCAGAGGAUCAACGACCAUGUCUCCAAGUUUGUAGGCUGUUAUGAAGCUGCAUUGAAGGCUCAAACCAGUGGGCAAAAUGAGAAUGACAUGAUGAAGACAGCUCAGCAAAUUUUUUACAAUGACUCUUCAAAUGGUGGAAAGGGGAAAAGAAGGAAGCUUGGUGAGACUUCAGCUCACUCUUCAAACUCACAAACCCAAGACCAUGGAGAUGAUGUUAGCAUGGCUCGGCCACCUGGUGUAAAAGCUUCCAAGGCUGCAAAAAAGAAAGCGGUUGGUACCUCUGGUGCUAAAGAAGCAGUAAGUGGGCUGAAUGACAUAAAGAGCAUGUAUGAAAUGAAGGAGAGAGACCUUGCCAUGAAGGACAAGAUUACUAACAAAAAAUUGCUUGAUAGUCUUCUGUGUAGAGCUGAGCCACUAUCUGAGAGAGAAGAGGCCUUGAAGACCAAGCUUAUUAAUGAGUUGUUGGCUUAA
Molecule: messenger RNA, 810 nt
Organism: Eutrema salsugineum
Lineage: Eukaryota; Viridiplantae; Streptophyta; Magnoliopsida; Brassicales; Brassicaceae
Product: glutathione S-transferase T3-like
Exons: 2
Coding region: 1-810 (269 amino acids)
Source: RefSeq, a predicted model, not a curated record